This is a messenger RNA of Alosa sapidissima (American shad), 2689 nucleotides long. It is a transcript of the gene epyc, whose product is annotated as epiphycan. The transcript has 11 exons. Gene Ontology annotation, molecular function: protein binding. Bases 375 to 1991 code for a protein of 538 amino acids. Lineage: Eukaryota; Metazoa; Chordata; Actinopteri; Clupeiformes; Clupeidae. The record is from RefSeq and is a predicted model, not a curated record.
CACUCAUGGUCAGGCACUCACAUCUGGGAGAGAGCCUGUACACACACACUCACUCACACCCAGACAACACUCACACACACACCUAUAUACAUCGGCAUCGGGCAACUCGUUAACAAUCUGACCAACACUAUCUCUUGCUCACACACAGAGAAACACAAGCACACACUCUCUCUCUCUCAAAAAAAACACAUGGUACACCCACACACACAUACACGUAGACCAAAACACACACUCACCACCGCAUACACACCCUCCCCUCCUCCCUCGGUCGCUUGCGCGGCUCGGCGACCCUCCAUCACUGGCCAGGCCCCCCUGCCCUGAACAUCUCCAACCUUUCGGCUAGGACCAUUCGGGAAAGCAGGAGACUGAGGUGGAUGAUGAUCAUGCUGGCUAGGCUCGUGGUGGGACUCCUGGUCCUGAAGGUGGCCGCAGCCUCUCCCACCAGACACGCCCGCCAAGUGGAACUGGAUACGUACGACAGCAACAACUAUGAUGUGGGUAUGAAUCUGGAGAACCAGGACGUCUACGACUAUUAUGAUGGAGUCACCAUUGAUGAGCCUCAGAUAGAGAUCGGCACGCUGGCCCCGCCCGAGGAGAGCGCCGUGGGAGAGGAGGAGGGAGAGGAGGCGGAGGAGACGGAGAUCCCCAUCAAGCCCCAGCUCAUCCCUGCAGGAGGCUCUGGGGGUUCCGGGCAGCUCAUGGGCCCCGACUCGCAGGGAGAGGAGGAGCUGCGCCUGACGCCCAUUGACAUUCUUCAAAUCUCUGGGGACUUGGGAGAGUCGGGAGAGGCAUCGGGGGCAUCCGGGGACGCUGGGGGCUCCGGCGCUUCUGGAGAUUUUGGUUCCGGCGUGUUCAGUGGGGCUUCGGGCGACUUUGGCUCCGGGGGUUCCGGGGGUUCCGGGGCUUCCUCUGGCGAGGAGCCGUCCGAGGCGUCCGGUGAGAUUGAGUACUCCGGAAUCUCCGGUGAAUUUAGCGGGGAAGCCUCUGGAACCUCCGGGGACUUUGGCACCGAAGCUUCGGGGACUUCCGGCGACCUGGGCUCCGCAGGUUCUGGAGUCUCUGGUGACCUCGGGUCCGGAGCCUCCGGUUCUGGGUCAGGUUCAGGAAUAGUGUUGGUCCCUGAUGGAGAGGAGGAGCUCCCCCUGGUUCCGGACCUCCCCGAGGAGGCCUCCGGGGCUUCCGCGGAGGAGUCGGGGGAGCCCGAGUCUGGGGAGGAGGAGGUUAUAGUAGUCCCUACAAUAGUGGAAGAGGACGAGCUGCUCCCGACAGUCCCUACCACCCCAGAGGAGGUCACAGGGGGUGUUGUGGGCUCUGGAGAGUCAGGCUCACCUGACAUUGACAUUGACAUUGACAGUACGGAAGGUAUGUCAACCUGCAUGCUGUGUACCUGCUUGGGCGGGUCUGUCUACUGUGACGAUGUGAAGUUGCAGAGUGUACCACCCCUGCCCAAAGAUACCACUCACUUCUAUGCCCGCUACAACAAGAUCACAAAGAUCAACAAGUCCGACUUUGCUAACAUGAACAAGCUGAAGAGAAUCGAUCUUACGAGUAACGAGAUCGGCCGGGUGGACGAUGACGCCUUUUUCGGGCUGCCCGCUUUGCAGGAGCUGGUGGUGAGAGAGAACAGGCUUGUCCAUCUGCCCGCCCUGCCAGCCUCCAUGACCCUCAUUGAUGCCAGUAUCAACAAACUGGGUAGCACGGGCAUUCAGAAAGAGGCUUUCAAGGAUAUGGCAGGUCUUCUGUACCUGUACUUGACGGAUAACAACAUUGACUAUGUUCCUGUACCGCUGCCGGACAGUCUACGCUCAUUGCACCUACAGAACAACAACAUCCAAAUGCUGCACGAAGACACAUUCUGCAACGUGAAAGACUUACACUAUAUCCGGUACGCUCUGGAGGACGUGCGCCUGGAUGGAAACCCCCUCAACCUCAGCAGAACCCCGCAUGCCUAUGUGUGUCUGCCUCGCAUUCCUAUUGGUGCUCUUAUUUAAAUUCACACACACACACACAAACACACACACACACACACACACACAAAUUUGCACAUGCGUUAAGACCUCUGUGUGCUCACCCAACUUUAUUUCCUCACUAAAGGCUCAUGCAAACUUACAAAUGAAUAGAUGCCUUUUACUGACUUGUGCAAACACAAACACACAAACACACAUGCGCGCGGACACACACACACACAGUAAGACACUUGAACACACAAAAUUGCAUACUCAGUAGAUGAUAUUUGAAUUGGUAAUGAUGCAAACUUUUCCUCCAACUACCUGCCUGUUUCCAUAUGGAUAUCCAACCAAAAGACAUUAAUGCAAGACACACUCACACACGCUACGACCAGAAGUCACUGGUCACUGGAAAACAGACUAUAAGAGUUCGCUUUUUUGAAAAAAAUCACUGGGGAAAUGUGACAAAGCCUUCUUAGGUGUCUAUGCCACCCAAUCACAAGCACAGACACACUCACACACACACACACACAGAUGCACACAUAUACAUGCACACACACACAGCAGAGGAAGUUUUAUCUUGAAUUUCUCAGAUCUCAGAUGAAAAAUCAUGGGAAGAAACACAAAAUCAUGAACCUCUGAACAUAAACUAUGAAUCAGUUUUAUUGAUCAAUCAAUCAAUCAAUCAAUCAAUCAAUCAAUCAAAAAUAUUUUGUUUAUUUUAUUUUUAUUCCUGUUCAGGA